Chroicocephalus ridibundus (black-headed gull) is the source of this 1118-nucleotide messenger RNA. It is a transcript of the gene LY96, whose product is annotated as lymphocyte antigen 96. NCBI's taxonomy places the organism in Eukaryota, Metazoa, Chordata, Aves, Charadriiformes, Laridae. Gene Ontology annotation, biological process: innate immune response; detection of lipopolysaccharide; toll-like receptor 4 signaling pathway. The record is from RefSeq and is a predicted model, not a curated record. Gene Ontology annotation, molecular function: lipopolysaccharide immune receptor activity; lipopolysaccharide binding; Toll-like receptor 4 binding. Gene Ontology annotation, cellular component: lipopolysaccharide receptor complex.
GCUUGAGCUGCGUCGUCUGGGGAAAAUGUAACAACAAAGGAAGAAAUUCUUUUUCUUCACAAAAUUUAUUGUUAUGUUGACUGAUAGUGAUGCAGCAGGGUUAAUUAAGAUUGCAGAGAAUUUGACAAAAUAACCAAAUAGUCCCUGAAAACAUGUGACUGAGGAUGACUGUGCUGAAUUUUUGUUCCUCUUUCCCAGAGCAAAGUUUUAUUACAUCGGAUACCGCCAAAAAAGUAACCAUGUUUGGACUUUUUUUUUUCAUUUUAUUCACCCCUGGAGUCAGUGAAUUUCUUUGUACGUCGCCAGAUCUAGAAAUGUCAUAUACUUUUUGUGAUUCUACAGCUCAUGCUUUCAUGUUUAACCUGACACCUUGCAGCACCAUGAACAGACCCGUCUGGAAGGCUACUCUUUCCUGGAUUCCAAGAAGUGACAUCACCUUUUUGAAAGUUGUCUUCAACGUUUGGUAUGAAGGUGCCAGAGCGCUCCACUGGAAAGAAGUUGUCUGCAGCGGAGCUGAUGACGAAUACGUAGAGUGCUCAACGUUGAAAGGAGAAACAAUUGCAACAGAGUUUGACAUUAAAGGUGCAAGAAUAACGUUUCCAAAGGGCGAUUAUAACAUUAUUUUACAAGGAUUCUCUGAUGAUUCUGAGAAUAAUAUGGUCAUAUGUUUGAAUUUCACCAUGAUAGUAAAACAAGACUCUUUCUGACUGGGGCAAACAUUUCAAAUAAUUCCAGAGCAUGGAGGUUGCUUCUGCAAGCAACUGGAAUACGAGCUGACAAAUAAUAACCUCAUUAAUUUUCCUGAGGUAGAAUACGUCAGGUACUGUCUGGAAAGCUAUAUGAUGGAUAGUCUUAUCCAUUUAUAACACUGCUGUAAUCAGGUGCUCAGCCAAUGCGUGCAAAAUCACUGGGAAUUGGGCGUCCUGAUUAAUCCACGGAAUAACCCUGACUGGAUGUCAGGCUGAGGACUGCAUUUCGGUGCUGUGCCUUGAGUUAUGAAAAAGCCGAUUCCUUCAGACUGCGAUAAAUUAAUACAAGAAGUUUUGAAGUGUAAGAAUUGGAAGUUGACCAGUACUCAGUUUAAAAUAUAAUAGCAACUGGAUCUGGGAACCCUGUUG